AUGGAAGCCUCAACCAUGGUGACAGUGCCUUUUGCUCCAUGUGCUGGUGCCGGUGCGACGACGGAAUCGGUGCACAUGGUGGAGGAGGCAUCGCUGCGCAAGACGUGGGCAGCGAGCUUCAGCAACACCGCGACGCUGCGCGCGACGGUCAGCACAAAUACCGAGGCCUACACCGCCUUUGAGGAGGAACUCGUGCGAGAGUUGAACGAGCUACGACGUGCGCCAGCAGCCUACGCAGCCGUCGUCGAGCGAGAGGCCACAGUCGGAGCACCGUACGUCCAGGAGAACGACCUUUACUUCUGCGACGAGAGCGCGGCUGAGAGCGCGGCUGUUGAGCUUCGCCGCACUCUGGAGGAGCAAUACUGCCCUGUGCAGGCCGAGGUGUCAUCCGCCGCUGGCGCCGCCGUGUCUCGUGGUGUAACGCAUGUCAUGUCGCCGAAGGCGGGAGUGCAAACCGGUCCGGAGAAGCGCAGAGGCAAAAAAGGCCUCGGCGUCUCCCUAUCGCCGCCGGCGACCUCUACAGGUGUUGGCGCGAGCAGCGGCGCUCGAUACCGCAGCAGUCCGACGGUGCCAGCAUCCGAGCGGCAGAACGCGCACACAGUGGGUCCUGACGGCGGUGCCGUAUCGCCAUCGCGGCGGGAGGUGAUCUCGCCCGAGCUCACAGGGGGUGAGGUAACGGUGGUGGGCGUGUCUUCGCUGAGCGCGACUCGGGCCACGCUGCGCAACCACGGACUGCAUGAGCUGACCCUCUCUCAGCUGCGUCACCAGUUUCGUUGUCAGCAGCGCUACCGAGCUGCUCUGGAGGCGGCGCUGCGAGACAUGCGAGCCUCUCAGCGGCAGGCCGAGGCAGCACAGCAGGCUGCAUGGGCCUCCGAGGACGAGAAAGCGCUAAAGAAGAGCCGCCGCUUCAUGACGACAAGCAGCUUCAGCGCCAACACAGGCAGCUCCGCGGCUGCCCUGCAAAGUAAUAACAGCACGGGCGACUCGAGCGCGUCGGUGGUAGUGCCGCACAGCAGCAAGAAGCUCAGCAAUACCAACAGUAGCAACUUGCCGACGCACACGAGCGGCCCAACGGACGACCACGUUGCGCUGCGCCGCAGCGAAGACAUGGCGCAGUUGCGCGGCAUGCACGAGGCGCGCAUCAAACGAAUGGAGCAGGAGCUUUGCGACGUCCGCAAUGCUUGCCAGCGCAGUCUUGCCGCCGCCAACCUCGUUCUCGACGCGGUGCGUGCCCUGCGAGAGGCACAACCAGCCCCACUCGUGCAGCGCCACCGUGGCCUCUCGUUGGCCGCUCGUGACACAGCUGAAACCUACUACGGCGAUGAGGAGCGGGUGGCGGCGCUACAGGAGCUCUACGCGGUAUCGCGUGCCACACUGGUGGGGUUGGCAGAGCACCCAGGUGCCCCCACAACAUCAUUGACACUAGAGCGACUCUCGCGCCGGCUUGAGCAGCACCAAGUUGAAGUGUCGCACACCAAAAUGACAGCCGCUGGCGGCUCGCACAGCCGGUGCGAUCGCGUUGAAGAGGUCGAGGAAAGCGACACGCGCGAACGGAGCGAGGCAGAGACGGUGCCGUCGUGGGUGCUGCCGUUGCUGUCGGAGGAGGCUUUGCUUCUUACCAACGUUGCAAGGGAUGCGUGUACAACGUAUGGCUACAUAUCUGGCGAGGUGCGUGGGCUGCACCUGCAGGUUAUGGCUGGAAGCCCCCGCUCCUUGUUGCUGCAGAUGAUCAUCGGCUCGCUGACCCCGGUGCUGGACCUCUCGAGCCACAGCCUGCAGCAGUGCAACGGCCAGGCAGCGCGGAGGAUAUCGACAAACCCAACGACGCACAGCACCAACGCAACACAGUGCUACGCGGGAGUGCGCAUCGAGGGGUGCCUGUACGCGGUAGCCGACCCACCCACCAGCACCAGCGACGACGCGGUGCGCUUAGAUCUGUCGCAGUUCCAAGUGGCCUCAUCGAAGCAGGAGGCGGGGGAGCAGGGCAGCAUCGAUGAGACCUCAGCGGUGUGGCUGAGUAAAGAAGUAGUGGCGCCCGCUGCUGCUGAGCAGAAAUGUAGCAACGGCGGCACUGGCGCCACAACAGCCACGUCUCAUGCGCAACGAGCGGCAGCGGCAGCAGCGCAGCGACUGUGGCCUCUCCUGUGGGCUGGUGCCUACACGAUUGGGUGCGGCUGGCAGCAGGUACGUGGGUGGCGUCAUGUACCAACCUUUACGGAGGCAUGCGAGAGGCGGCAGAUGACAGCGCGUGCCUCCUCCGGUGCCCUGACCAGCAGGGACCCACAGUCCCCCUUCACGGAGGGAGCACACGCUGUCAUCUGCACGACACUGUUGUUUGCCUCUGGCUUCGAGGAGUACGAGGUGGUGCGUGGAUGUCGCCACAUGAGUCCAGCAGCGGCACGGCGUGUUGUGCAGAGUACGCUAGCGGCGGUGCACGAAGGUGGCCCACAGAGCUCCAGGCACGGCGGUGGUCUAGCGGACGCAGUCGACGCGCGCCGCGCCGCAGUGGAUGUGCACUCGACGCUAGGUGUGACACUGCUGACCCCGACCAUGCAUCCUGUGCAGCUACACGCCAACGACCUGUCGUGCUGCGCUGUUUGUGUGGCUGUGCGUGUGCCGUGCACCUCACCAGGACUCUCCGCCACACACAACUCCACGUGCGCUGGUGCAGAUGGGCGAGUGCGCAGCGGCAGCUGUCACGAUUCUUCGAUCCGCAUUGUAGCUCAGGUGACUCGUCAGUGUGAGCUGACGCCACCACACCCGACCACGUGCGCGGCCGAGGUGCUGGUCCAGCGAAGCCCUGUGGACCCCUCUGUUUGGCUCGUGCUGGUUGACACCGCUUCUGCUUUCCAGCGCCACGCCGCCGCAGUAACGGACAACAGCGGCGCCGUGUUAAACGCAGAUGGGCUGUGCGGGGCGGAUGGGACGGCGAUCACCGUUGCCAGCACCGUCGUACCGCUCGCCUUGCACAUCUACGCAAAGGACAUGAGCGACGCGAUGGGCGAGUUCGAGCACGUCGCCUUUAUCCGUAUGCAGCAGUACCUGCAGCCACGCGAGAUGAACGCCGGUGCUGUCGUCACUGCCACCUCUGCAGCGCCUGCCAUGCCCGCGCCCUCUGUGCUGGUGGCACCGGAGUGGCGGUACCUUCUGAAUGGUCUCGCCUGCGCCGUUGCCUCGCCUCUCUCGCAGACGGCAACGAGUCUGAUCGCCAUCUCUCACCCAGCGGCGCAGGUAUCCGUGCUUUCAAGGUCGUUCACCACCACGCCGACUGCCGUGUCAGCGGGGUGGCCCACGCUGCAUGAACCGUUGCUUGGCAGGGAUGGCGUGUUGCUCUGCCCGCUCUCUGCGGACUUCCGCGAGUCGGAGCGUUGCGGUGACGUGCCGCAGACGCUGCAUGUCUGUCACGAGACGACGAGUGGUGGCAGAGGCAGCGAGGCAGCUGCAGCUGCAGGGCGUGCGAUUCGUGUAGCAGUGCAGCUGCCCGUCAACUGCACUGAGCGGUGGUGGCGUCGUCGCGUGUCGACGCUGCGUCAUCUUCAGACAAAGCUAACGGAUGAAGUGGUGGCAGAGGGCGACGAGCAAACCGCCGUCUCGGCAGCACAGUCGCCAAACGCUGCCGGUACUGACCAAGACCAGCCGCUGCAGUUACUAGUGGAGGGAGGCAAUCUGCCUGUCACCGAAUGCGCACCACCGUCCGAUGAUACGCAUGCAGGCGCAACGGGCACUGCUUUCGGCGCCAGCAAUGGGUCAGGAGCAACCGCUACCGCAUCAGUUGCUUCAACUGGUGCGGCUGCAGAAUGCACCUCCGUCGUUGCUGAAGUUGCAUCGGAGCCAUUCAACGGGAGGGGCGCGGGGAAGAAAAUGAACAACGACGGCAGGCGCGCCGCUAACAAAUCCACCACGUCGGAUGCCGCCCGCGGCAGUGGAGCAAGGGCGCAGGGCAGCCACUCGUCCGCCAACAAUGCUCCCGCCGACGCAUCGAAGAGGAAAGUGCAGAUGCCGUACAAGGACGGUGACAGCGCGAUGGCGUCUUCAGCUGCUACUCCGGCAGCGGCAGCCGCCACAGGAUCCUUCCCGGCACCCACACAGGCACGCCGUCGCACGCUGAGCGGGAAUGCGACACCCAAACUCCAGGAGAGCGGUGCACUGCGCGAGUACGAAGCCAUAGUUGAGCGUGCUGCAGCUCUGAAGCCUGUGGCGACCCGCAGCGGCAACGUGCAAGCAUGCCUGCAGCCGUCACUCAUCUCCAUCAUCGACCUUCGAGGGCUCUCUGCGCGGUUGCACGCCGACUUGCACGUCUGGGAGGCAUACCUGACGCGCGUGCGAUUCAUCCUUUCCAGCGAGCGUGACCGCAUAGCCGCAGAGAUCAACAAGAAGAAAGGGAAGGAGCAACUGCGCCUGCAGCACGACCAUGACGACGUGGUGAGUGAGCUUCAGGUGGUCGAGAAAGGCGUGGCCUCACUGAGGCAGGCGGCUGUGGCAGCCACCGACGCGCUGCGCACACGCGAGCGUACACAGGUGCUGCGUCGCGCUCGCCUCGUGCGCAUUGCUGCCGAGCUGGCUGCCAUUGAGCCCUGGUCACCGUCACUCGUACUGAAGAAUUCGAAUGACAAGCUGGAGACCACACAGUCGCAGCGGAUGCCAUUGUAUUCAGCAGCGCCGAAUGUAGUGCUUCGUCUCUUCGACACAGCGGCGGUGGCUGCCGGCAGCGGCCGUGACGCAGUUUUCCACGCCGUUCGUCUUCAGCAGCAUCUGUCCUCAGAGCGGGCUGACAUGCUGAACCGCACGGUUGGCGAGGGUGCCGCCCGACUCUCGGCGAGGGCGGCGGGUGAAGUAGCGCUGCUUCCGCAGCCGUCGUUGGCCCAUGGUACAACGUUUUCUUCGUCGCCAUCGUCACCGCCACAGGGCGACGGUGAUGGCACCGCUGUCGUGUACGCGGCGAUCUGCUCGAUACCGCUGACGUUUGCCGGUCAUGCCGCGCUUUACAUUGACGACGAGGUCGCUGUGACGUGGUCAGUGUGA
Leishmania braziliensis MHOM/BR/75/M2904 is the source of this 5022-nucleotide messenger RNA. RefSeq lists its product as hypothetical. The coding region runs from base 1 to 5022 and encodes 1673 amino acids. The transcript has a single exon. NCBI's taxonomy places the organism in Eukaryota, Euglenozoa, Kinetoplastea, Trypanosomatida, Trypanosomatidae. The record is from RefSeq and is a predicted model, not a curated record.